This is a messenger RNA of Callorhinchus milii (elephant shark), 3457 nucleotides long. RefSeq names its product ddb1 and cul4 associated factor 6 (gene dcaf6). NCBI's taxonomy places the organism in Eukaryota, Metazoa, Chordata, Chondrichthyes, Chimaeriformes, Callorhinchidae. The transcript has 21 exons. Gene Ontology annotation, cellular component: cytoplasm; Cul4-RING E3 ubiquitin ligase complex. Gene Ontology annotation, molecular function: protein binding. Bases 258 to 3041 code for a protein of 927 amino acids. The record is from RefSeq and is a predicted model, not a curated record. Gene Ontology annotation, biological process: positive regulation of transcription by RNA polymerase II.
GGUCACGGGCCUGUGGCUGACGGACGAGGCUCGCGAUUCGCUCAGAAGCGAACAUGACGGCGGUCGGCACCACAUUAAUGAUAAUAAUCAAAACGAUGUGAAAGUACUUAUCGCCGCUUCCACUGGAUUUAUUCCUCCCUCCCCCCGUCCCUCUUUUUUUUUUCCAGCUGUGCCUCUCCGAGCGAGCAAAUGACGAGCGUUUGAAUCCGUUAUUUAGUACCUUGUAGCGGGGCAGAGGCAACCGGCGGCGGGGAAGGAUGUCCCGAUCCACCAACCUGGUCUGGGACGUGAGGAAGCGGUCGCUGGGGCUGGAAGAUCCUCGUUUAAUUCGCUUGUCCUAUUUAGGAAGAAGAGAAUUCAUCCAAAGGCUAAAACUUGAAGCAAAAUUGAGUGUGCAUGAUGGUUGUGUAAAUACAAUUUGCUGGAAUGAUACAGGAGAAUAUAUUCUAUCAGGAUCUGAUGAUACCAACCUAGUAAUAACAAAUCCAUAUAGCAGAAAGGUUAUUUCAACUAUACGCUCAGGACAUCGAGCAAACAUUUUUAGUGCAAAAUUUCUCCCACACACCAAUGACAAACAGAUUAUUUCCUGCUCAGGAGAUGGUGUCAUAUUUUAUACCAACAUAGAGCUAGAUGUAGAAGCAAAUAGACAAUGUCAGUUUAACUGCCACUAUGGAACAGCCUAUGAGAUCAUGACCGUACCAAAUGACCCUUAUACAUUUCUGUCAUGUGGCGAGGAUGGUACGGUUAGAUGGUUUGAUGUGAGAAUGAAGACGAGCUGUACGAAAGAAAAUUGCAAAGAUGACAUUCUAAUCAAUUGUCGCCGUGCUGCUACUUCCAUCGCUAUCUGUCCCUUGGUGCCAUAUUACUUGUCUGUUGGCUGCUCAGAUAGUUCUGUGAGAAUAUAUGAUCGGAGAAUGCUUGGCACAAGAGCUACAGGGAGUUAUAAUGCUCGAUCAACUACUGGAAUGUGUGCAAGAUUUGUACCGCCCCAUCUCACUAACAAGUCUUGUCGCGUGACUUCGCUCUGUUACAGUAAUGAUGGACAGGAAAUUCUUGUUAGUUACUCCUCAGACUACAUUUACCUUUUCAACCCCAAUGAUGAUCAAGGCCGAGAGCUUAAGCUACCUUCAGCAGAUGAGAGAAGAGAACCAGAGAUCCGUCAGCCACCUGUUAAGCGUCUAAGGCUUCGAGGGGAUUGGUCUGAUACAGGUCCAAGGGCCAGACCAGAGUGUGAGCGAGAACGAGAUGGAGAGCAGAGUCCCAAUGUGUCACUAAUGCAACGCAUGUCAGAUAUGCUGUCCAGGUGGUUUGAAGAAGCCAGCGAAAAUGCGCAAAGCAAUUUAAGAGGAAGGGGAAGAUCACGAUCCAGAGGCAAUAUUGGUAGAUCAGAUGUGCCGGGUUCAAACACACCAGGUGCCCUAGAUGAAACAGGAGAGAGUACAAUGGAGGUUAACACUCCGGCUGAUCCACUCCCUCAAUCUUCAUCUUCUUCUACAGUUUCAGCUCCAGCUCCAUCCACAUCCUCAUCAGCUACUGGCUCGUCUUCUACUUCUCUCCUUUCUUCACCUGAUGGUGAACAAAAGCGUACAUCACAGACAACUCAGAAUCCCCCACAGUCAGAAUUAAAACCUCAGCCCAAUCGAUCACCUGGGGUAAGUUUAGUCAGUAGACGCCUACAGCAACUGAGACUUCUGAAGGCCGAACAAAAACAGCAAGAUCUGAUGCAGAAAUCCCCAUCAAAGUCUACCUCUGAUCAUUUCACCCAUGAAGGCUCCUCACUGCACUCUAAAUAUUCAGAUUCUCCUUCUUCUGUGGUAAACAAACAGCUUGGAUCCAUGUCACUUGAUGAGCAAGAGGGCAGUCAUCCUGAUUCCAGCACACGAACAGGGGGCAGUGAGCCAGUUCUUAGUCUGCAUUACAGUACAGAGGGAACUACUACAAGUACAAUCAAACUGGACUUUACUGAUGAGUGGAGCAGUUCAGGUUCAAGGGGAAGUGAAAUUCAAUUCAAGAAAAAUGAUCCAGAAGAAACCCAACAUUUACAAAGCGCUGGAGAACUAACAGAAGAACUCACAAAAUCAAAUAGUUCGACAAGUGAACUGUCUGAGCAGUCAGGUAAACGAACAUGCAAGGUCCGACAUGUGGAGGCAGAUGAAACCAGUAAAGAAGUAGGUGCAAUAGAGGAGAGCAAGAAUAAAGAGGAUGAUAUCUGCCGCAGUAUCCCAGCAGGUCCAGAUGGGGGAAAUGAACAGCAGGAAGAAGAUGCUUUGCUUCAAAGCACAGAAAGCAAUGAGAACUGCAACAGAAUAACUGAGUCCAAUCAGCCGUUGGAACCAGUGACACCGACUAAUCGGGAUGAGUCGACCAGAGCUGUUACUCGGGAAACAGAUGACAGUGAUGACGAUCCUAUUUUAAUUCCAUCUGCAAGGUUUCGGUCAGGACCAGGACAUAGAUUUACUUUCAGAGGAAUGGCAGUGGGUGAUAGAAUGAGGCGUUCUGCAGCUGCCCGUAUCCAGGAGUUAUUCAGAAGAAGGAAAGAAAAGAAUGAAAUGGAAGAACUAGAGGCUCAAAACAUAAGAAAACCUACAAUAAAAAUGGUGUACAAAGGGCAUCGUAACUCCAGAACAAUGAUCAAAGAAGCCAACUUCUGGGGUAAUUAUUAUGUAAUUAGUGGUUCAGACUGUGGUCAUAUAUUCAUAUGGGAUCGGCAGACAGCUGAGCUACUGAUGUUAUUGGAAGCUGACAACCAUGUGGUAAACUGUCUGCAACCUCAUCCUUUUGAUCCAAUUCUGGCAUCCUCUGGCAUAGAUUAUGACAUCAAGAUAUGGACACCACUGGAGGGUAUGCCUGCCUUUGACAGAAAACUGGCAGAUGAAGUGAUAAGUCGCAAUGAAUUGAUGUUGGAAGAAACCAGGAACACCAUCACAGUCCCAGCAUCUUUUAUGCUCAGAAUGUUGGCUUCACUCAAUCACAUUAGAACUGAUCGGUUAGAAGGUGACCGUUCAGAAGGGUCUGGGCAAGAGAAUGAAGAGGAUGAAUAACUGAUUUGCAGGCCGCAAGCACAAAAAAGCAUCAAGAAGUUUGUAUAACAGAAAAUUCAGUAUAUUUUCCCUACAAAGCCUUAGUGUUAUUUUAGUUCCUUUUCUUUCUGAAAACUAACUUUAAUAUGAAAUUUUCUUGGUGGAAAAUGUGUGCAUGAAUUAGGAAGAGGAAGGAGGCAAAGAAUAAGUGAGGUGUUUCAAUUAUUAUGUUUUGUGGAUGAGAGUUGCUUGGAGGUUUCAAGUGCAAUAUAUUCUCUAACGUGCAAAUUCAUGUGCUUGGAUCAGUGUUAAGAGUGUGAAGAUUUAUUAAACACUAGAAAGGAGGGUAAAGGUGAAACCUUUCGAUACCUGCUGUUAUGCAUGUACACUGAUUAAAAAAAAAAGCUUUUUCAUUAAAACAUUGGUUGUUUUAAAAA